AUGUCCUACUAUCCAGGCCAAGGCUACCACAACCAAUAUCCUCCUCCGCAGCAAUACGGUCCUCCGAAUGGCUACGGUGCUCCUCCUCCUCCGUAAGCAUUUAUACUCGUUUCCGACGCGUCAAGUAGCAACCAAGACCUGACAGUGUGUCGAUAGACAAUAUGGCGGUCCUUCGCCGCAACCAGGGUGGAACGGCGGCUACGCUCCCCCUCCAGCGCCGGGCUACGGCCAACCUCCUCCAAACUACGGCCAUUCUCCUCAACCUCCGAUGAACGCCGGCUAUCCACCUCCGCAGCAGUACCAGCAACCGCCGCCUCAGCAAGGUGGUUACGGACGCCCUCCACCACCACCUACAUCACAGCAGGGCUUCGGCCACGGUGCUCCUCAGGGUUAUACUUUCCAGUAUUCGAAUUGCACGGGACGCCGGAAAGCAUUAUUGAUCGGCAUCAAUUACUUCGGACAACGAGGCCAGCUGCGAGGAUGUAUCAACGAUGUGAAGAACAUGUCAUCGUAUUUGAACGGGCACUUUGGCUACAAAAGAGAAGACAUGGUUAUCUUGACAGACGACCAGCAAAAUCCCAUGAGUCAGCCAACUAAAGCCAACCUCCUUAGAGCCAUGCAUUGGUUGGUGAAAGACGCCAGACCUAACGAUUCCUUGUUCUUCCACUACUCUGGCCACGGCGGUCAGACCAAGGAUUUGGAUGGCGACGAGGAGGACGGAUACGAUGAGGUCAUCUACCCCGUUGACUUCCGACAGGCUGGACAUAUUGUUGACGAUGAGAUGCACCGUAUCAUGUGAGUUCCAUGGCACACGAAGAGUCACGUACACGACUGACGUCGCUAGGGUACAAUCGCUUCAGCCCGGUGUGAGAUUGACGGCAAUCUUCGACUCUUGUCAUUCCGGUUCAGCACUCGACCUCCCAUACAUCUACUCCACCCAAGGUGUCCUCAAAGAGCCAAACCUUGCCAAGGAAGCUGGACAAGGCCUGCUCAGCAUUGUCUCAUCAUACGCCCGUGGCGAUAUGGGAGGUAUUGCCUCUACCGCCAUGGGUCUCUUCAAGAAGGCUACUAGUGGUGGCGACACUUACGAGCGCAACCUGCGCACAAAGACUAGUCCGGCGGAUGUCAUCAUGUGGAGUGGCAGCAAGGACAGCCAAACAUCGUAUGUGGACCCACGUUUUGCUGACGAAUCCGAUAUGUCGCUCCCUGAGCCUGUGAUGGCUGCUCCGUGCUGGCAACCUUCAUGGCAGCACAGCAGUGUUCAGGGACAAAUCUUUGCGUGAUGUUGAUGCGAGAGCUCCUGUGAUGCAUAUGAGCGUGGCGUUGGUGGCGUUUGCUGAGCUUUAUAAGCUCUGGCACAAGUCGCAGUAUUGUGUUUAGUGUAGCGUACACUUUCUGACGUCCCUCCGCCUUGAGGAGCCCUACGUGGCGGCCUCAAGGGGGAGGGACGAUGAGUUGCGUUGGCACUAUCGCAUGACGCCACGACAGGAGCUCUCGCCGGUCACUUCAAGCGAUAUGAAAGUGCACGUGCUGACACAUUAUAUUCUUAGGGCCGAUGCCAGCAUCGCAGGACAAGCUACCGGCGCCAUGUCGUGGGCGUUUAUUACGGCUCUUAAGAAGAACCCACAACAGAGCUACGUGCAGCUUCUCAACAGCAUUCGCGAUGAGCUUCAAGCGAAGUACUCUCAGAAACCGCAGUUGAGCUGCAGUCAUCCUCUUGGUACGCAUCCUCCCCAUUGGCUGCCAAUGCGUUGUCGAGGCUAACUUUGUCGACAGAUACGAAUUUGUUAUAUGUGAUGUAA
This is a messenger RNA of Lecanosticta acicola, 1802 nucleotides long. The record is from the annotation of a GenBank genome assembly. Lineage: Eukaryota; Fungi; Ascomycota; Dothideomycetes; Mycosphaerellales; Mycosphaerellaceae.